Molecule: messenger RNA, 2424 nt
Organism: Schistosoma spindalis
Lineage: Eukaryota; Metazoa; Platyhelminthes; Trematoda; Strigeidida; Schistosomatidae
Source: the annotation of a GenBank genome assembly
AUGGAAAAUUGUAAAGUUAAUCUAAUUGGAAAUUCAACGGAUGUUGAACUGAUUGCUUCUCUCGAAGACUAUAAAGAACCAGUGCGUAGAGUGCGUCCAGAUGCAUGUAGAAAAUCUAUACAAGCAAGAAGAUGUGUUCAACAUUUGAAAAGAUUGAAAACGCAUUCAAAUAAACUUCAGUACAAUUCAAGUAUUCAAGAUAACCAUUAUCAACUAUCAUACGAGCUGUUUAAUUCAAUGCAAGAUCUGGGUUCAAUUUCCUUGACUUUAAAUAAUAACAAUAAUAAUAAUAAUAAUAAUAAUAAUAAUAAUAAUAAUAAUAAUAAUAACGCUAGUAACUGUUCACAACUUCCUCAACGCAAAAACAUUCUUUCAUAUAGAGAUUAUUUAGCCUUGCCAAUUGAAAUACGUUAUCCAUACAAUUACGUCAGUGAUUUAUUUGAAGAUGCUCAUCCUGAAAAUGCGGACAACAAUCGGAGUAAUAAUAAUUAUGAAGAUGAAUAUUUAACUGAUGGAGUAUUGGGGAUUUACAAGCUGGAAAAUGAAUUUAUCCCAGCGAAUUUGAGUGCCCAAGAGAAAGAGGUGGCUGAAAUUUUCGGAAAGGAUCCCUAUCCCAAUUUGGUUAUGUGGUCUCUAAGAGAGAUUUUCGAAGAACACGGAGUUCAUAAAUGGAACCAAACUUACGAUCGAGAUCACAAAACGUUUAAACAUAGAUAUGGACCACUGACUCAAAAUGAUUCUGGACUUUAUUAUUGUCGUUUUAUUGUUCCUGGUGAAUAUUCGACUUUAAUGUCGACUUACAUGAAACUUGAAGUUAAUAUGAAUUGUCCUAAACCAUUCAUCUACUGGAUUGUUCAAAUACUGCCAUAUUUCCUAUUGUUCGUCUUUAUCUCAGUGAUUCUUUUACUGGUUUGGCUAUGGAGACGAAAAUCUGAAAUUAUUACAUACAAGUUGAUAAGUAUUGGACGUUCUAUAGAGUACUAUCAGUUUACUACAAGUGAUGCACAAAUAUCAAAUAACAAUAAUUCGGAUAAUAAUUCAUUUGAAAAUACUACAAGUUUAAUAUUAGACCCAAUUACUGAACCUGUGAUUAAUAUAAACACUAUUGUCACUCGUCGUCCACCGAAAUUAAUAAAUAAAAUUAAAGAACGAAUUACUACUAAUCGUUAUGUAUCGUCACAAAGUCAGCAACAAUUUUACGAUAGAUUCACACAUGAAAAAGAUAUACAACGUUUAAAAGAAUUAGAUAAACUAUUUUUAUCCAAUUAUCAACUUGAAAAAGAUGAAAAUUAUGAGUUCUCACGUAAAAAUCUUCAAUUAACAUGUCGAUUAGGUUCAGGUGCUUUUGGUAUUGUUUAUAGAGGUGUUGCAGAAAAUCUACCAAAUUGUGUUAACACUAAUGAGAAAAUCGAUGUUGCUGUUAAAACUUUAAAAGAUGAUUUCACAGAAGAAGAUGUGUCUGAAUUCCUGAUGGAAGUGAAUAUUAUGAAACAGUUGCGUCAUAAGCAUAUCAUUGAAUUUUAUGGAGUUUGUACAGAAGAUGGCUCACCACUUUUAAUAAUGGAAUAUGCUCCUUAUGGGAAUCUCAAAGAGCAUCUACGUCGUCAUCGGAAAGUUUGGUUGAAUUGUGACAAUUUAUCUCUGAAACUCUUAAAUUUUGGAUGUCAGGUUGCUAAUGGUAUGAAAUAUUUGGAGUCAAAGUGUCUUAUUCAUCGCGAUUUAGCUGCUCGUAAUAUUUUGGUUGGUAAACGUUAUCAACUAAAAAUUGCUGAUUUUGGACUUACAAGAUUUGCCGAAAAUUAUUAUCGUAAAAUGAAAAAUGGUCGUGUUCCUUUAAAGUGGUUAGCUCCAGAAUCUCUAGGUGACAAAAUCUAUACAAUUAAGUCGGACGUCUGGUCAUUUGGUAUACUAUUGUGGGAGAUUUUCACGCUUGGCUCAUCACCAUAUCCAAAUAUUAAUGUAACAGAAAUUAUACAAUCAAUUCAAUCGGGUGUACGUAAUGAAAAACCAUUAUUAGCAUCAAAUACAAUUUAUCAAAUUAUGUGUAAUUGUUGGCAAUUAGAUCCAAAAAAACGAUUAUCAUUUUCAGAAUUAGUGAAUUUAUUAGAAUUACAAAUCAAUGAACAUGAUGAUCGUACUGAAAUUAGUGAAACAACAUCGGGAAUAUCAACAUAUCAUGAUGAUGGUGAUAAUCAUAAUAAUUGUAACAGUGAUUUACUAACAAAUAAUAAUGAUAAAAAUUAUAAAAAAUUAGAUAUGGACAUUACUAGUACGAUUAAUGAAUAUGAUAGUUUUGAUUUUUCUGACAAUGACCAACAAAAUGAUGAAUAUGUUAAUCAUCCUAUUUUGUCAACAGCAUUCACAACUAAUGAAACCAUUCAUGGUUUAGAAUUUACUUCAGUUUACUGUGAAAUGAUAGCCUAA